Messenger RNA from Carica papaya (papaya), 3714 nucleotides. Lineage: Eukaryota; Viridiplantae; Streptophyta; Magnoliopsida; Brassicales; Caricaceae. The record is from RefSeq and is a predicted model, not a curated record.
GAGCAGUUUGACAGAUGCCAUGGAACUCUUCUUCAGUACGUAGAGUUUCUUUCUAGCGCGAUGACACCGGCUGUUGCUUAUGCUCAGCUGAUUCCUUCACUUGAUGAUCUUGUUCAUUUGUACCACUUGAUCUGAGGUUGCCUUUUUGAUAUAUCGACCUGUAAUGAGGCACUUCAAGUGUCAGGGAAGCAGUAACGUUUGCUGGCCAUUAGAUGACAGUGAGGCCACAGAUAUGGAAACUGGAAAUUUGGAUUCUGAGCCAAUAGAUGUUGCUAACAAAGUAAUUCUUGAUCUCGGUGCUCCUCGGAAGGCUAUAAUGUGGUCUGAUCUUCUUGAUACUGUUAAAACGAUGCUUCCUUCAAAAGCCUGGAAUAGCCUCUCACCUGAUCUUUAUGCAACUUUCUGGGGCCUCACACUGUAUGAUCUUUAUGUUCCUAGGAACCGUUACGAGUCUGAAAUCGCCAAGCAGCAUGCUGCUCUUAAGGCCCUGGAGGAGCUAUCUGAUAAUUCUAGUUCAGCAAUUACCAAGAGAAAAAAGGACAAGGAAAGAAUUCAAGAUUCGCUAGAUCGUCUGACUAGUGAACUCCAUAAGCAUGAAGAAAAUGUUGCAUCUGUUCGCAAAAGACUUUCUCAUGAGAAAGAUAAUUGGUUGAGCUCAUGCCCUGAUACUUUAAAGAUAAACAUGGAGUUUCUUCAGCGGUGUAUCUUUCCACGUUGCACUUUCAGUAUGCCGGAUGCUGUCUAUUGUGCUAUGUUUGUUCAUACCCUUCACUCUCUUGGGACACCUUUUUUUAAUACAGUCAACCACAUUGAUGUCCUGAUAUGUAAAACUUUACAACCAAUGAUAUGCUGCUGCACUGAAUAUGAAGCUGGAAGACUUGGGAGGUUUUUGUAUGAAACAUUGAAGAUUGCUUAUUACUGGAAGAGUGAUGAAUCUGUUUAUGAACGUGAGUGUGGAAACAUGCCAGGCUUUGCUGUAUACUACAGAUACCCAAACAGUCAGCGUGUCACUUACGGCCAGUUCAUUAAGGUACACUGGAAAUGGAGUCAAAGAAUCACGCGGUUAUUGAUUCAAUGCUUGGAAUCAAAUGAGUACAUGGAGAUUCGAAAUGCUCUUAUUAUGUUGACAAAAAUUUCUAGUGUUUUCCCUGUUACUCGAAAAACUGGGAUUAACCUCGAAAAACGGGUCGCUAAAAUAAAAAACGAUGAGAGAGAGGAUCUUAAGGUGUUGGCGACUGGUGUUGCUGCAGCUUUGGCUGCAAGAAAACCAUCAUGGGUUACGGAUGAGGAGUUUGGCAUGGGAUAUCUCGAACUAAAGCCUGCUGCAUCACUUUCUUCAAAGCCUGCUACUCUUCAAAAUGGUUCAGCUUUUAAUCCUUCUCAAGGUGAAUCUGCUGGGGGAAGGACAGUUGCUCCAGCAAUCCAGCAUUCAGAUUCUGGGAAUGUGAACAAAGACCAGAUAUCAAGAACAAAACCUCUAGAUGGGAGGUUAGAAAGAACUGAAAGCAUCCCACUUGGGAAGUCGGACCAAGGGCAUCCGAAGCCAAAAGGAGGUUCAUCUCUAACUGUGUCAGAUUCUCAAACAUCCUUGCCCUCUUCCUCUGUCCAAGCUUCAAUGUCUAAAUCAACUGAAAGUCAAAAACAACUGGAUGAAUUUUCUCAUCAAAUGUCAGAUGAAAGCACGAUCAAAUUUGCUUCAAAAUCUGCAGAAAAUGAGAUGAAAGCUUCAGCGAAACGAUUGGUGCCUACUGGAAUACUUAAUAAAUCAACAAAGCAAGAUCUAGGAAAAGAUGAUAGCAAGUCUGGAAAAGCUGUUGGAAGAACUUCAGGCACUCCCACCAGUGAUAGAGAUCUCCCUUCUCAUGCUUCUGAGACCAGGCAAGGUGGAGCUCUGAACAUUAGUUCCACUUCCUUAGCUAAUGGUAGCACGAUUACAGCUUCAGCCAAAGGUUCAACCUCAUCCACAAGAACACUAGAUGUUCAUGGCAUUGAAUCAAAGUCAGACACUGUUCUUAAGUCUUCAGAAAUGAGGUCCAAUGUAGUGAAAGAUGAUGGAACUGAAGCUUCUGAUGUGUCAAGGCCACCUUCUCGAAUUGUUCAUUCCCCGAGGCACGAUAAUGCUGCCACUGCUUCGAGGUCUGGUGAUAAGCUGCAGAAACGAACUAGUCCUGUUGAAGAAACUGAUAGAUUAAGUAAACGUCGGAAGGGGGAUGCCGAAUCAAAAGAUUUUGAGGGUGAUAUUCGCAUGUCUGAAAGAGAGAGGUCAAUUGAUCCUCGACUAAUGGAUCUUGAGAAAGCAGGAACUGAUGAACAAAGUAUGUAUAGAGCCAUGGAUAAGCCUCUGGAUAGGUCAAAAGAUAAGGGUACUGAAAGAUAUGAUAGGGACUAUAGGGAAAGAAUGGAGCGUAACGAAAAGUCCCGAGGAGAUGAUAAUUUGGCUGACAAAUCAAGGGAUAGGUCAAUGGAAAGAUAUGGUAGAGAGCGUUCAGUUGACAGAGGGCAAGAUAGGGGCACAGAUAGGAAUUUUGAUAGAAUCAAUGACAAAAAGGAUGAACGGAAUAAAGAUGAUAGAGGUAAAUUACGUCAUAGUGAUACUACUGAAAAAUCUCAUGUUGACGAGCGGUUUCAUGGGCAAAAUUUACCCCCACCACCACCUUUGCCUCCUCAUAUGGUCCCACAAUCAGUUGCUGGUACUGGCAGAAGAGAGGAAGAUACUGAUAGGAGGUUUGCAACUACCAGACAUGCUCAGAGGCUAUCUCCAAGACAUGAAGAAAAAGAACGGAGGCGAUCAGAAGAAAAUGCAUCAAUUUCACAGGAUGAUGCAAAGCGUAGAAGAGAUGAUGAUUUUCGAGAUAGAAAGCGUGAAGACCGUGAGGUGCUGAUGAUGAAGGUAGAUGAACGGGAGAGAGAAAGAGAGAGGGAGAGGGAAAGAGAGAAAGCUAACCUUUUGAAGGAGGAUAUGGAUGCUAGUGCAGCCUCAAAGAGGCGGAAACUUAAGCGGGAGCAUAUGCCAUCAGGAGAACCUGGUGAGUACUCUCCUGUUGCUGCUCCACCUCUUGUGAUGAGUAUGUCUCAAUCUUAUGAUGGGAGAGACAGAGUGGAUCGUAAAGGAACCAUGAUCCAGCGUACAGGUUACAUGGAAGAACCAGGCAUGAGGAUUCACGGCAAAGAAGUAGCCAGUAAGAUGUCUCGUCGUGACACAGAUCCGAUUUACGACCGAGAGUGGGAUGAUGAGAAGAGACAAAGGGCUGAACAGAAGCGUAGGCAUCGAAAGUAGUAUCAGCAUUGCCAAGUUAAUGAAAUACCUGCAGGGGUGAACUACUGUUGUUUGUUUAUUAGAUAGUAGAUGUACAAAGCAAACAUUGCAUAACCAAGGGGUUCCCGACCAUGUCCCCUUUUCCAGUUGUCUCAAGUUUUCUUUGAACCUUGGGUCUGGAAUUUUUUUACGGCUCUUACAGGGAAGCACAGUAAUUGGAAAGUGCCAUUGGUUCAUACAGUUUGGUAAAAAACAUUGUAAAUUAUUAAGAGGAUGCCAUGUAAUGCAUCUUAUACCAUUUGGGUACCUGUAUCUUUUUGUGACGAGAAAAAGAAAAUUGAUAAGAUUUUGUAACUUGCUGUAGCUACAAACGUAGAGGGUUUUACUUACAUUCUCGGAUUUUGCUUGAUAAACGUGAUGGUUAAUUGAUAACUUUUUCAGUCAGCAGAAAAGGAAAA